Molecule: messenger RNA, 839 nt
Organism: Botrytis cinerea B05.10
Lineage: Eukaryota; Fungi; Ascomycota; Leotiomycetes; Helotiales; Sclerotiniaceae
Exons: 4
Coding region: 90-581 (163 amino acids)
Source: RefSeq, a predicted model, not a curated record
GGCCAAACAAACCUACACCUUCUAAGAAUUGACUUAUCUUUAAAACUUUAUCCAAUUCAGUUCGCUUUCGAUUUGCCACCAAGGACAACAUGAAGCUCUCCGCCGUCAAACUUGCCUCUUUCGCGGCCCUUUUGACACCAGUCAUUGCUAAUUUUGAUGUUUACAUGGUAGACGCAUACGAAAGAGUCUUCAAAACCCACUCAAGAGGUUGGCAAAUCUUCGAUGCGCAACCUUCUUGCGAUCAAGUUAAAACUGCAGCGAUCUGGUGGAGCUACGGCGAUGUCAGUGGGGAUCAUGAAGGAGUUCGCUGCUCUGGAAGUGGUUGUGACUAUACAGCUCCCAUUAGUAAUAUUGAUAUUCUGGAAAUGAAUUUUAGCAGUCUACGCAAAGUUUGGCACUGGACUCUAUACAAGGAUCGUGGCUUCUCUAUGGUCGGAUUGGACGGCAAUACUUAUGGCAACUGCAUUGCGUUUCCUAAUGGUGACUAUGACUGCGAUACCAAUAAUGGUGCACAAACUCUUCAUGGGUAUCGAAAGUUCCGUUGCUUAACGCAAUAUACCGUGAACGAUAUUUUCAGUUAGACUGUAUAAUAUUGCGACAGCUAGAACUAUGUGGCUUUGAGGACUUUAGGCUCAGGGAUUAAUCUGUCAAUCAAGUAGAAUCCCUAACCCUUAUGCGAGGUGUGUUUUAUAAAACACAAUCUCGAACGUUUUUAUUUGUGAAAAUAAUCCUAUUACCCUACAUAAACUCUACUUUUAUAUUUAUAUUUAUUAUAAAAUUAAAAAGAUAUAUUGUAAUUAUUUUAAACGAAAUAAUCUUUUCUAGAAUUAUUAAUAUCA